Molecule: messenger RNA, 519 nt
Organism: Candidozyma duobushaemuli
Lineage: Eukaryota; Fungi; Ascomycota; Pichiomycetes; Serinales; Metschnikowiaceae
Exons: 1
Coding region: 1-519 (172 amino acids)
Molecular function (GO): zinc ion binding; nucleic acid binding
Source: RefSeq, a predicted model, not a curated record
AUGCUGGUCGUUGAUUUGCUGACAACGGUGGGUCAGCUUGCUAGCGUCAUCACUCAAAAAACGAAAGAACUAGAUAAGCUCAAGGCAGAAUAUGAAGCGAAGAUACAGAUUCUUGACAAAUACAUCGCCAAAGUUACCGAGAAUUUACCCGAAACAGACUCGCCCAAUAAAACCGAAGCAGCUGAGUUGCUACAAAAAGAACUCCGAUGUCAAAAUUGUCUGCAUCUUAUCUACAGUUUGAAUGAGCAGUCAGAGUACGUGCUAGUUCCGAAACUAGUCGCCCUAGAAAAGGGAGCUCAGGUGCCGGAGCUACUACAGUCUUUGGAACAGCUCCAGCUUGGCUCAGAAAGUGCCGAUUCAACGCCUCCACCUCAGAAUAGCCGACCUCCUCAACCUCGAAACAAGAAGCAGCAUGCUAAGCUGAAAAGAACCUGCUCCUACUGCGACGAACCAGGCCACACACGAGCCAGGUGCCUUGCAAGAUUGAAUGGAGAGCCUCCGAAAGCGCAGAGUCAGUGA